UCAAGUAAGAGCUGAAGCGUACAAGCACACACGGUGUAGUAUACACACACAAGUACACAGUAAAGCUGGCAAGAUAUGAAAUAAGUUAUAUUGGAAGUAACGUUCGACGUUUCACAACUAUGGAAUCUGAAGUGAUCAUUUGGAUUUUGUUACUUGGAGUUUUUAACUUUUCACUGGCUAUGGACCAGGGGAACACACCGCUGAAAGUGUGUUCUGGUACAAAUGAAGGAAUGUCCACAGCCGGGUCAGAAUCUUUUCGUUACCAUAAUCUCAAAAAACAUUACACAAACUGUACAUAUAUUGAUGGUAAUCUGGAAAUCCAGGAGAUCGGAUCCGAUCGUGACUUAAGUUUUCUGGAAACCAUUGUAGAAGUGCGUGGAUAUGUACUUGUUUAUGCUGUGUUUACACCGACAUUACCACUCAAGCGACUUCGAAUAAUUCGAGGAAGUGAACUUUUUACCUACAAUAAUGGAAGUUAUAGCCUAUUUGUUGUGUUAAAUGGUAUUGUUUCUAAUACAACGACAGUUGGUAUGAAGGAGCUGGGAUUACGAUCUCUCCAAGAAAUCAGCAAUGGCCAGGUAUAUUUUUUCAAUAACGCUUUGCUGUGUUUUCACAAGACAAUACAUUGGAAAGAUAUUAACCCAGACGUCAACCCGCACGUCAAAUAUGUGUACGACGCAGCAUACAAACGACAAUGUCCGGAAUGCCAUCCGUCCUGCUACAAUAAUCGAACUGGAGAACGCCACUGUUGGGGGGAGGGUAGAGACAUGUGCCAACAACUGAACCAUGCGACAGUGUGUUCACCUAGCUGUGAUGGUCGGUGCUUUGGCUACCAACAAAACCAGUGUUGUCACCCGGAAUGUUCCGCGGGAUGUUCGGGGCCUAGGAAAACGGACUGUAUGGCUUGUAAACACUUCAUGAACGAAGGAGAGUGUGUGGAGAAUUGUCCCCUCGUCAUGUUCUACAACAUCUUCACCCUGAAGGCAGAGAUCAACCCCAAGGGCAAAUUUAAAUACGGAUCCCUCUGUGUUAAAAAGUGCCCCGACCAUUUUCUACGGGACAAGUACAUCUCUGCUUGUGUGAAGGUUUGUGGGGUAAACAAACAUGCUGUAGACGGAGAAUGCAUCCCGUGUGAUGGGCCGUGUGCAAAACAAUGUAAGGGAUUAAACAAGACGGAAUUCUUGACGUCUGUGAACAUUAAACGCCUCAGUAAUUGUACUCUGAUAGAGGGCAAUCUUAAAAUUGUGGAGACCACUUUUAAUGGAGAUGAAUACAGAAAUAUUUCUGGAUUGGAUCCUGAAGAUCUGUAUGUAUUCAACACGGUAAGGGAGAUCACUGGGUUUGUCAUAAUCCAGUCAAACCAUUCCGGCUUCAAGAACUUGUCGUUCCUAUCAAACCUGGAGGUCAUAAGAGGCCGAGAACUGGAUGGGAGGAGUAAUGCCCUCAACAUCAUGGCCACACCUCUCGAGUCACUAGAACUUAACUCCCUUAGAUUGAUAUCUUUUGGCAAGGUACUGAUCUGGUUCAAUAAGCGUUUGUGCUAUGCCAACACAGUGAACUUCACCAAGUUGUUUGUGGCCUCCUCUCAGACUGCCUUUAUCGGAAAUAAUCGUGACAUCAGCCAGUGUGAGAUUGAGGGUCAUGUAUGUGACCCGGAAUGUUCGAUAGACGGCUGCUGGGGCAUGGGUCCCAAUAAGUGUCUAUCCUGUAGACAUAUGAAGGUGAACGACAGCUCCAACCUGUGUCUUAAAACCUGUGAUGCCAGCCCUCUACUGUACCAGGAUACUCCUAGCGGGUGUAAACCCUGCCACAAAGAAUGUGCCAACAACUGUACUGGUCCUAAAGCCAGUCAAUGUGAUUCCUGUAAACACAUCAUCGUCGUUGACAGCAACAAUAGUAUGCAGGUUUGUCACGAGACAUGCCCAAAGAAAUUCUACGCUGACGAGGACAAGAUCUGUCGACCAUGCUACGAACACUGCAGCAACGGAUGUACUGGACCCUCGAGUGAGCUGAAGAUCGGAGGUUGCAAGUCGUGUAACAUUGCAGAAGAAAUACGAGACGGUGGAGGGGAGAUACGCCUCUUCUGUAUAGCAGAUGACGGAUCAGAUUGUCGUAAGGAUUUCUACAAAACCACGGUAACGGCAAAGGACCCUGGCCCUAUGGCAGGCGGACAGUUGUGUAAGCCCUGUCAUCCCUUAUGUGACGGAUGUGUCGGUCAUGGACCCGCCCAAUGUAAGAGCUGUCUCCACUAUAAAGAGGAUGACUAUUGCGUGGCGUCCUGUCACAGCUUCAACUACGGCAACAAAUUGACGAAGCGAUGUGAACCAUGCCAUGCAGAAUGUCAGAAAGGUUGUUCUGAUCCCACAGCUUCUGACUGCUUCUCGUGCAAAACCUACAAAAUCUACACCGACGAGGCCAAUAGCAUGAGAUUUAACUGUACAUCUGAGUGUCCAACUGACAUGCCCCAUCUGGUCAAGGACGAACAUGACACGAAGAACGGGAUGACUGUUUGUGCACGAGAUGACCACCCUAUGGUUAUGGCUAGAAUGGCCGCAGAUGCCGAGGAAGAAAAGAAGAAGAUAGCCGUGAUUGCAGGACCAGUAAUUGGAGGAAUCAUCCUUGUGGCUAUUCUCCUUGCCCUGUUUGGUUACUAUUGGCGACAGCAAGCACGCUCAAAGGAGAAAACAGCUAUGCUGACUGCCAAGAUGACUGGCUAUGAUGAUGAGCAACCUGUGACACCAACCAGUGCGAAACCUGACAUGUCUCAUCUACGCCUUAUUAAAGAAUCAGACAUGCGUAAGGGAGGGAUCAUUGGCUCUGGAGCAUUUGGAACAGUGUACAAGGGAUUCUGGAUCCCGGCCAAGGACAACGUUAAGAUCCCAGUGGCCAUCAAGGUCCUCCAGGAGGGAACAUCGGCCAAUCAGAACCAGGAACUCCUCGACGAGGCUCGUGUGAUGGCCUCUGUUGACCAUCCCUGCUGUAUCCGGAUCCUCGCUGCCUGUAUGACAGCUCAGAUGAUGCUGAUCACCCAGCUCAUGCCUCUCGGUUGUUUACUUGACUACGUCCGCAAACACAAGGAAAACAUAGGCUCAAAGGUCCUUCUCAAUUGGUGUACACAGAUUGCAAAGGGAAUGGCCUACUUGGAGGAGAGAGAUGUAGUUCACAGGGACUUGGCCGCCAGAAAUGUAUUAGUACAAAGUCCUGGCCAGGUUAAGAUAACAGAUUUUGGUUUGGCCAAACUCCUGGAUUAUAACGAGGACGAGUACCACGCAGCAGGAGGAAAGAUGCCCAUCAAAUGGCUGGCUCUUGAGUGCAUCCAGCAUAGAAUAUUUACUCACAAGAGUGACGUCUGGAGCUACGGUGUUACGGUGUGGGAACUAUUUACAUACGGACAGCGACCGUAUGAGAAUGUCCGUGCACGUGAUGUACCGGAUCUGCUAGAGAAGGGGGAACGACUCCCACAGCCACAUAUCUGUACCAUUGACGUCUACAUGAUCAUGAUCAAAUGUUGGAUGUUAGAUGCAGAUAGUCGUCCUUCAUUUAUAGAGCUGGCAGAAGAGUUCGCAAAGAUGGCGCGUGACCCAGGAAGAUAUCUUGUUAUUGUUGGUGACGUAUUGAAGAAAAUCCCUGAAGAAACUCCCUCACCCGUCACAGACCUAGCCGAAUAUUUUCCCGACGGUACCCAAAAUGACCCUGAGACUCAGGCAGAGCAUGACAAAUUGAUGCGAUUGCCAAGCCACUCUUACGACAAAAACGAUCUUGCUCGUAGCCUCAGUGUGGCAGGAGAUUGCCCAGAAGAAGUUGUGGAAGCAGAUGACUAUUUACAGCCGCAGUCUCGUAAUUCAGUGCCUCCGACAACACCACUCACAUCAAAGACACCAUUACUGCACCCUCAGGAUGCUGCCACAAAUUUUGAUACCAAGGAUCGAGACCCUCACCAGCAGCCGCGACGAGAGAAAAGAUACGGACAUCUCGAGUCCGCAGCUGCUGCUCGUAAAAAGCGAGAGUUAUCCCCAACUAGAGGAAGGGGCAAUAGCAUUAAUUCUCGCUACAGUUCAGAUCCCGUCCAGUUUUUAAGAGGAGGAGAAGAGACAGAUGCUGUGAUUUUGUCUCCGAGUCGGAAAAGUCCCGUCAGGAACGGCUCCAUGGGUUACCCAGACCCGACCCAACUAAUAGAGUCCGGUAAAAUCCAGCUCCCAGUGGACGAGGACGACUACUUACAACCAAAGUCAUCAAAACCCAGAGUGUACACUGAUCUGAUAGAGAACCCUGAUUACAUGAAUGACAACAGUGUUUUUGAGAACGAUCCACCUUCAGAACCGGAACCCGUCCUCAAUUUUGAGAAUCCAGAAUAUUUUGAAGAUAUCAAUAGUCCAAAAAUUAAUGGUAAAAAACCUCCAGGCUUUAAAAAUAACCGGAGUAGAGACUAUUACAAUGAAUUGGGUGGACAGAACAAUGAGCACGGGGAACUGAAACCGUUAAUGAUAUCGGACAGCUGUCCUUCUGAAUCGGCUGUGUAGUCAUGGACCGAGAAUGAUGACAUCUUGUCGUCAUAGCUCCUAAUACUGCCAAAGUUCUGUGUAGAUUUGUAACACUUGGUUGUGUAAGUGCAGAUGUACCGAGAAGAAAAAUCAGUACAGAUGUACUAAGCAGAAACUUGACUGCAUCAUCAACUAUAACGUGUCAAAAUAGACAAAAUCUCAAUGAAAAUAUGUGAGUGAUUCUAAUUGGUCCAUGGAACAAACAGGAGAAGAGGAAAUGUGGAUAAGUUAAUGUGAUUGGUCCUUUGUGACCUCAGGUGACCCCUAGUGACCUUUGGAAAAGGCCAUAUCUUGAAGAUAUGGACACAAGAUUCUCCGAUCUGAUAUGGUCAUGAAAGGGUCUAUUUUAAGAGUUUCUAAACCUUCAUAAAUUCGCAAGAUGUGAUAGAUUUACAUGUGGGAAUAUUGUCCAUGAUUGUAUGGUCACAUGAUUGGAUGGUCACAUGAUUGGAUGAGAAAUAUCACAUGACUGUAGUUGAUGGAUAUCUUUGAUUGUAUGGGGUGAAAAAUCUCAUAGAAAAGUGCCAUCUUUUCAAAGUAUAUUUUCUUUUGAAAGUGACAGACAACACCUUUGUAAGAUGACCUUGACCUAUUACAAUAAUGUUGUAAAGGUUAUGAUGUGUGCUUCAAUGUGGACCAACAACAACACAAUGGUGUGUCAUCACAUCUGUUGCUAAAGAAACCAAAGUGAAUGGGAAUGAAAUUUGAGUCAUACUCAACUUUGAUUGGUUGUUAACAAGAAAUUGCCAUAAUACUUACACUAUCAGAGUGGCCUGUUUACUAUGCUGUCAAACGUUGUAUUUAAAUGUGACGAAAGGGCUGUUGUUAUAUUAUGUUAUCACUGUAUUUUAGUGUUAUCUAAAUUAAACUGAAAAUGUUUGAACACGUGGGAUAUGCUAAAUGUAUUUUACAAAAUAUUUCCCGAUUUUCCCCCUCAAAUGAAUAGGGAUCUGUCUUGGUUCGGUGAAGUCUUCAAUUGAAAACAACAAAAAAAUCUGUUUUAUUUUUACAUGAAAUAACUGAAAUUUCUGACAAUCACAGGUACUAGCCUCGUCUGUCAAUACACAUGUAAGAUUUUAUUAUAGGUGUAUUGACAGACGAGGCUAGUACCAGUGUUUCAAUCACUGUCUGUAUAAUUAUGUGAGUUACAAAAAGAUCGGGUUCUUGCGAGAGUUUGAAAAACCCAACUGUUCUUGCUCUUUAAUCCUUGUUAUCCCCAUGGAGCAAACAAGAGUUAUGUUCCUUUGAAAGAAAAAGCUUACCUCUCCUUGAGGAAGAAGUACUCAAGGAGCAACCAAUAUUUGACGUAAAUCUAUGUAUCUAUGCAAUCUUUGAUCUUGAUCUUUGUCAAUAUCAGAUGUUUUGUAGCUGUAAUUGAAAUGUGUACCGAUAAAAACACUGUAUAACUUACACAAAUAUUACACGCGCCAUGUUGAUGUCUUAAUCUACAUGAUACUUGCUAUUAAUGGACAUUUUAGUAGCUUACCGAAUAUUCUGAGUGAACAAAGAAAUGUUUGUCAGGAAAUUAAAUGUGUAUAUUUUAAGAAUGUUCACCCCACCUAUCAAACAAAAACAAAAAUAAACAAACUAAAAUAAGCUCAUCGUAUUUCCUUUUGGGAAGGAAUAAGGGUAAAAUAAUAGACCCACCAGUAUUUGUAGCUCGUACUUACUACCUGAUGAUAAAAUCCGUCCUCCGAAACAUAUUAUCAUCAGUUUGAAACUUAAUUCAUGGCACAAGCUUCAUCUGAGAGAAGACUAUUAAGGGAGAAUUUCACGUUGAAAUUGAAAACGCUGAGCUUUUACUGAGAAUUUGGCUCUGAAAAUAUUUCAGUUAAAUUGGCUCUGAUGUUUUUCACUGUGAAAUUAACACGGAGCUUUCAUUGUGGAAUUGGUUCUGCUAUCUUUCCGUUUUCAUCGCGUGCCUUCUAUUAGGUUUCAAUUUCGAUGUUUAUAUUGGUUAUUUUAUGCCUUUUUCAAGUAUAUUAAAAAAUGAUAUUUCUGGUCACAAUAAUUAAAAAUUAUACUAGAAACUGAAUUUUAAACAACUUUUAUUAAUCAGUAUUUCCCAGAUUUAGUUCUUGCUGAAAUUAAGAAAUUUUGACUGCUUAUUUGUACUUCAAGUUUUAUCAAAUGAAAAUUUUAAAGCCAAAGAAUUUUAGAAACUUUUAAGAUGAGUUUUCAUGGUUCUGGCGUUUUAUACGAAAAAGGAAAAACACAUAAAUGGAUAAAUGAUUUAAGCAUGGAUAUAUUUGGCUGACAUUGCAUUAAGGUAACGCAAUAUUUUGUUAUAACUAUGUUAAUGAUCAUCACAAAGAAAGUAAUCCCACCAUUUCAUUAUUCGUUAUGCAUAUAACCUUAUCGAUAUGCAGAGAAAACAAACUUUGUGACUUCAGAUUUGUAAAAUAAAAGAAUUAGAUUUAUGGUGAAAAUAAAAAAAGGUUAUUUGGGAUGUUUUAAGCCUUGUUCCAGGACUCACAAAGUUCGGCUCUUCACCUGAAGUACAUUCUAGUAGCAUUGGACGCACAAGAAAUCUGAACCAAAAUCAUAUUUCUCAGGUAUAGCUAUUGUUUACGGAGUUGUUAAAGUUGACCCAGCCCGAGUUACACAGUCAUUGACGAGUUGUUGAAGCUGAUUUUCGGAGUAACUCUGUAGGGACAGAAUUUGUCAAUAUGUUGUGAGAAAGAUAUCGAGCAUGAUAAUACAAUUACAGAAAUAUUGGAAACAGUGGUUCAAAGUCUGGAUGAUAUUUUGGUAAUUGAUAUAUUGACAAAUAACUGUCCUCUAAAUUAGUAUAAAUGUAUAUGGUAACAAGCUAUUGAUGAGCGUAUAACCACUGUGUAGUAAUCCUUCCUGGAUUAUACACGUACUAAUGUCAUUAAUGAUUAACUGUAUUGUUAUGAUGGGCUAAAAAGUGUCUCACACUUUGAAUGCCCUGUAAAAAAAAAACUAGAAUAUAAUAUUAUAGAACUAGCCUAGACCACAGAUUAUGCAUGACUUAAUAUAACAAUUAAUAUAAUUACGUUUUUGUAUAUUGUUUCAUUACUGCACUAUGUACAACACUUGUAUAGAACGGUAGUGUAAGAUAUUGUUUAUGUGUAUGUAUAUUAUAGUAUUUGUUAAACCGUUGUUGUUUUUGUCAUUAUUAUUAUAUAAUAAAUUAUGCAUGUGAUAGAAAUAUUACGAUACAAAAGACAAAAUGUAUCAAAUAAACAUGUAUUACUAUGUUUUCAGCUGUACUAUUUUGUAUUUCACCUUUGGCACCUGCAGGUAAUGAAGGUCGAGGUCAUUCAUGGAAUCAAUCUGGUUUGACCUUGUAGAGGAUAUAUUUUGUCAUGAUUUUUGUUGAAAUUGACAUAAUAUCUUUAGUAUGAUUUUAUUAUUACCGUUAUAAUUUCCAUUCAUAUAAUCAUGUCUUCCAUGUAUAUCAUGAUUAAGUCAUGUGACAGCAAGGUCGUGUGUAUUGUAUGGAAAAAUAUACCUUUUGUUGUUGAUAAAAACUUAAGUUUUUCGAGUAACAAGCUCAUUGACCUCCUUUGAGAUUAUAUAAUUUUUAAAUCAAAUAAUAGAUUACUAGUUUGAUAUUAGGUAAUAAACCAUUUAACAUCUUCUAAUUAUUUGACUAUUAUUAUUUGCAAAUUAUUUCUUAACUCUUGUAAACACGGUAAAACUUGCUGGAUUGAUGAAAAGUAGAAAUGAAAGUUGAAUAUCGUUUAUUUCUCAAUUUUAAACCAAUUUCUUACUACCCCUCUUCCAUUUCUCAAAUACUUCACAACUGCAGCCAAAUUGUCAAAAAUGUAUAUUAUUCCAGUAUUUAUUUCAAUUUCGAAUAAUGAAAGUUAUUUGAAUACUUCGUAACUUAGGGAUUUGUUUAACUGGACCAGAUGAUAUAUUCAAUUGGACCAAACUGAAAUGAAUUUUGAUAAUGACCCAUGCAACAAAGCUUUUACAUAUUAUUCCAUUAAAUUUGGCUUCAAUCACAACUAAAAAUGAUAUGGUCACGUCCUGCUUGGCAAUACGGCAAAAUGAACAUAACUGUAACGUUAAAAAAUAAUUUGAUCUUUUUCUUUCUAAAAUCUAUUGGGUUUCUAAUGAACCUACGAGUAGUCUUUAAGUUAAGUUUUGAGGUCCUACCAAGGUAUAUUGAAAGAUAAAAUUAAUAGGGUUACACUUCACAUUAAACGUAAUAGUCAAAUGAAACUGGUGGAAUCUUGCUUAAAGGAAAGUACUGUCCGUAAAAUAUGUGACAUUGUGUCUAAAAACUAACGGACAAUCACGAUGAUUCCUGUCUAGAAACCCUAUUUCAAAAAGCUAGUGUAAAUUCACCAAAGAGAUUGCUGGUUGAAUCAAGAAUGUCUCAUAAUGUUUGAAAUCCAAACUGUGCUGUUACUUGCUUCAAAAGAGUUUUAUAUUUAUUUCAAUGUGCUUAUUUUAUUGUCUGUAUUGAAAAGCAGAUUGGUAUAAUUUUUUUGAUCUAGUUGAUCAUGAUUAAGUGUAAUUAUCUGCAUUGUAAAAUGGAUAUUUACAAUCAAAAUGAUUUAACAACCAAAAAUACUUUUCCAUGUGAUCAUGAUUGUGGACAGCUAUUUUUGUUUUGAUUUGGAAAGUGUUGAUGAACACAGUUAUAUUUGUACAAUUUAUGAUGCAAAAAAGUUCAGCGUCAAUAUGUGAGUUUAAUUGCUAUAGUAAAUGACUUUAUUUUAUAUGUAAGUGAAAAUAACCAAGAAAAGACAAAAGUGUGAUCUAUUCAAUUAAAAUCUUCACUAUUAAUUUGAUUGUAAAUGAAACGAUCAGUCAAAACUGUGUCUGUUUAUAAUUCUACCAUAGCAAAUGUACUUAAAAGGAUCUAAAAUCAAAAAUCUAAAAUCUAAAGUGGGUGUUUGGUGGUGUUUCCUUUGAAAUACCUUUUCGUGACAUUGGAAAACAGCAUAUCAACGUUUUAAGAAUCAUGUAUUAUUUCUCAUUGAAGACAGACAUCAUAUUAUUUAGUAUCACUGUUGAGUUAAGAGUUUGACACCCCUUUAUAGGUGUUGAUGCCUCCGUCUGUACUGUAACCUCAGUGCCAUUCGACUGUUAACACCAUUUACUCUAGUCAGAUAUUUGCUCAGUUUCUCGUAAUUGUAGGCGAUUGGUUCGUGUUCUAAGUUGGGUCAAACUGUGUAAGAUAAUGACCAAGUUAUGGAAACUUCCACUGUCUUAAUUUUCUUAUGAAGUUUAUUCCAAAACAUGGAAUAUAUUAAAGUAGUUCACAAUGUUAAUUUUGAAAGUUGAAAGUCGUAAACACCAAAUAUCAAAACGGAAGAAAAACGGUGUUUUAAUUGUGCUAUUAAUACAAAAUAUUGGAUAUGUAAGAAUUACUUAUUUCUAUGUUGUAAUUGUCAAUGUUAUCAUCAAAGGUAUUAAAAUAUUUCACAUGAUAUAUAGGAAAUAUUGACAUGAUUUAGGAGCUCAUAUAAAUACAAGAUCAACAAGUUUAAUCAACCAGGCUGGAACAUAGUGGCCAUUCCCUACUUUUAUAUCACCUGAUAGUUAUAUCACUAAAUAAUUGCUUUACUUGCAGUUAAAUCUGUCAAACACAUUGAAUUAGACGAUGAAGGAUAUGUUUACUUCAGGUUGUUUGUUCCCUUUAACAAAAAGUGCCUUAUAUACCAAAUCUUUAUCUUUUGUAUCUCCCUUCACUGGAGAGUCUUGUUGAUGAGACUUCAAAUCCAGUUCCAUGUAUUGUUGAUCCCUCUGAAGAUUUCUUAAUUUUCUCAUUUUAAAACCCAAUGGUUUAUCCGUUAUAUGGCGUAAUCACUAGGCUAUUUUAUAAAUAUCCUGAUCAUUAAAUAAAAAACUGCAACCAAAACUUUAUGAAAGGAAAAUAAUGUUUUAUUAAAAUAAAAUUGAAAAAACGAGUCUUUAAUUAUUUGGUAAAUAUUCAUUAUGACCAAUAUUAGCACUAGGAUAUCACGAUAAUCUGAUAUUUAACGAUGGUUCUUAGGACCAGUGGUUAUAUUUUCGACGAUAAUAAGGUUAAACUGAAGCCAUGCUUAUCAUCUCUUCCUACUUCAAAUCAGAAUUCCUACUUCAAAUCAGAACAUCUACCGGCCUAUAUUCUCUUGGGAGCCAUUCAUUAUUUAUCUGUCGGGGAGCAGUCAAUAUUUAGUAAUGCAAUAUUUUAAAUUGACGGUUCCACCUCCAUCCAAUCCAGCCCUGUCGUUAUUUGUCAGACAAACAUCUCGUGUUUGAUAUGUUUGUGUUUUAAUAAGGUCAUUGUUUUAGUUACUGAAACGAUAUAUUGUAUUUUUCAUUUUAAUACAAAUUAAGAAUGUUUGUCAUGGUUAAGAUAACAAUCCUAACCCUCCUCAUUAUCAUCGUGAUCAUCAUCAUCUCUCUCAUUGUGAUUAUUAUGAUUGUUUUAAUGUGUACUAAUGCACACAUCAUAAUGUGUAUGACGUUUCAGUGAGCUUGCAUGCUUUACAUAAAGACCUGUAUUCUAGACAAUAAAAGCUUAUGUUUUGUCUGUCAUACGAGAUGUAUGAUAUUUUUAAGAUAAUUAUAAUAAAUUGUUUUAGCAGAAAAACCA
Messenger RNA from Mizuhopecten yessoensis (Yesso scallop), 11106 nucleotides. Its product is annotated as epidermal growth factor receptor-like. Gene Ontology annotation, cellular component: basal plasma membrane; signaling receptor complex. Bases 120 to 4520 code for a protein of 1466 amino acids. The transcript has 28 exons. Gene Ontology annotation, molecular function: transmembrane receptor protein tyrosine kinase activity; ATP binding. Gene Ontology annotation, biological process: multicellular organism development; positive regulation of kinase activity; cell surface receptor protein tyrosine kinase signaling pathway. The record is from RefSeq and is a predicted model, not a curated record. NCBI's taxonomy places the organism in Eukaryota, Metazoa, Mollusca, Bivalvia, Pectinida, Pectinidae.